This is a messenger RNA of Metopolophium dirhodum (rose-grain aphid), 408 nucleotides long. Its product is annotated as 52 kDa repressor of the inhibitor of the protein kinase-like. Gene Ontology annotation, molecular function: protein dimerization activity. The transcript has a single exon. The record is from RefSeq and is a predicted model, not a curated record. The coding region runs from base 1 to 408 and encodes 135 amino acids. Lineage: Eukaryota; Metazoa; Arthropoda; Insecta; Hemiptera; Aphididae.
AUGUGUUAUAAAGCUGCAAUAUCAGCCUCAGAUUUUAAUUUAUAUUCUGACUAUAUAGAUAUGGAUUUAUUACAAACAGAAAUUAAACUAUGGAAUAGGAAAUGGAUCUCACAUUCUCAGGACGAUCGUCCUAGUACAGCCGUUGAAGCAUUAAACAAUUGUAAUUCUGAUUUGUUUCCGUGUAUAUACUUUUUAUUAAAAGUUUUAGCUGCAUUACCAGUUUCAACUGCAACACCCGAGAGAACGUUCUCAACGCUGAAACGGACGAAAACAUUUUUGCGAAACGCUAUUGGACAAAACCGUUUAAAUGGCCUAGCAUUAUUAAGUGUUCAUAGAAAUAUUAAAGUGGAUCCCGAAGACGUCCUGAAUAAAUUUGCACUUCAAAAAGAUAGAGCUAUAUUUUACUAA